This is a messenger RNA of Mya arenaria, 6994 nucleotides long. RefSeq names its product guanine nucleotide-binding protein G(q) subunit alpha. Gene Ontology annotation, molecular function: guanyl nucleotide binding; GTPase activity; G-protein beta/gamma-subunit complex binding. Gene Ontology annotation, biological process: adenylate cyclase-modulating G protein-coupled receptor signaling pathway. Gene Ontology annotation, cellular component: heterotrimeric G-protein complex. The transcript has 8 exons. NCBI's taxonomy places the organism in Eukaryota, Metazoa, Mollusca, Bivalvia, Myida, Myidae. The record is from RefSeq and is a predicted model, not a curated record. Bases 222 to 1301 code for a protein of 359 amino acids.
CACACCCUUAAUGAAGGCAGAAUCCAGAAGAAACGAUAGACAACAAAAAGUUUGGAUGUUUUCUUCAGAAAGGGCCGUCGUUCGAACGUGGUUUGUUCCCGUAUAGAGGGACGGGCUUAUUCCGGGACCCUUGACGCCGGAUUUUAAGCCAGACUGGGGUCGCAUCGUUGCGAGCCAGCCAGUCUAAUAUUGUAUGUGAGCGUCGGUGCAUCUUUUCCAACAUGGCGUGCUGUUUAAGCGCUGAGCAGCAGGAACAAAAACGUAUCAAUCAAGAAAUCGAGAAGCAGUUGAGAAAAGACAAACGGGAUGCGAGAAGGGAACUCAAAUUGCUUUUGCUGGGUACGGGAGAAAGUGGCAAGAGCACCUUCAUCAAACAGAUGCGAAUUAUCCAUGGCACUGGAUACUCAGACGACGAUAAACGCGGCUUCAUCAAGAUUGUCUAUCAGAAUAUCUUCAUGGCCAUGAACGCGAUGAUUCGAGCUAUGGACACAUUGAAGAUCAACUAUAAAGAUCCGAACAAUGAGGUUUUUUUGCAGGAAAAUGCAAACCUGAUUCGGCAGAUAGACCAUGAACAUGAAACAGUUACGACGUUUGAACAACAGUUUGUGGACGCCAUCAAAUGCCUGUGGAAUGACAGCGGUAUACAGGAGUGCUACGACAGGAGGAGAGAGUAUCAGCUGACAGACUCAGCCAAGUACUACCUUGAUGAUGUGGACCGUAUCACAAAGCCGGACUACUUGCCAACACUACAGGACAUUCUCCGUGUGAGAUCGCCCACAACUGGCAUCAUAGAAUACCCCUUUGACCUGGAUAGCAUCAUUUUUAGAAUGGUUGAUGUCGGAGGGCAGCGAUCAGAAAGGCGGAAGUGGAUCCAUUGUUUUGAAAACGUUACGUCCAUUAUGUUUUUAGUAGCCUUAAGUGAAUAUGACCAGGUGUUGGUGGAGUCAGAUAACGAAAACCGAAUGGAGGAGUCGAAAGCGUUGUUCCGCACGAUCAUCACUUAUCCGUGGUUCCAGAACUCCUCAGUUAUACUGUUCCUCAACAAGAAAGACCUACUAGAAGAAAAAAUUAUGCAUUCGCAUUUAGUUGACUAUUUCCCAGAAUUUGAUGGUCCAAAGAAGGAUGCCCAGUCUGCUCGGGAGUUUAUAUUACGGAUGUUUGUGGACCUGAACCCUGACCCGGACAAGAUCAUCUAUUCUCACUUUACUUGUGCUACAGAUACGGAAAAUAUUCGGUUUGUGUUCGCUGCAGUAAAAGACACAAUUUUACAACUUAAUCUCAAAGAGUAUAACCUUGUGUGAGAAUAUUGACUUCUAGAGUGAUUGUUUAAUCGCUAAAUAUGUCGUAAAAAGUGACCUUGAUUUUAAACCUUUGUUCAUUACAUCAGUGUGGCGAUUCAACAUUUUGCCACAUUACUGUGUUAAAGGAAAAAUGAAUCUGAUUGGUCAUAUGUCUGUCACAUGACCAAAAGAACAUAUACAUGACCUCAAUGUGGCGUACAGUGGGGUAGAGGUUUUUUUGCUCUAAAAUCCCACGCCCUGUUGAUUAUCCAUUUCUCUGCAAGGAAUAGGCAGGCAUGUGUUUAGCUGUUGUAUUUUGCAACUUUGGUGAAGUUUUCUAUGAAGUAAUACUACAUUUUGUACGCUCCCGAAGACAAGUGGACAUUCUCGGCUUAAGUAAAGAGAAUAGACAUUUGUUAGUCAGAACUUUGAUGGAUUUGUGGAGAUGUGUUCCUUAAAACAGUGUGAUGUUUUGCUAUUUCCUGAAGUUAAUCUUGCUGUUAAUAUACUGUAGGGCGCCUUAUUUUACUGAAUGAACUUGUACAAGGCAAAGCCUCUUUGUGAAAUUUUGAUGGUAGGGUAUAACCCUGCUUUUAAUUGUAGGAUGUAACCCUACAUUGUGUGUAACAGGGUGCUGCCAAAUGUUCAUCGUGGGGCGCUGGCAUAGUGCAAUUUAUAUUAAUUAAAACUCUUGACUGUUACAAAAGCAAUGAUUGUUAAUCGUUUUAACCCUAUUUUCGAUAGUGGGUGUUAACCCUAAUUUCGAUAGUGGGUGUUAACCCAAUUUUGAUUGUAGGUGUAUAAUAACAGAUAAAAAAUCAAUAUGGGGCAUUUUACCCGUGGAAAUGUGUAGACCUAACUUAGCUUUUUUAUAAUCUGAAUACAUGUAUUGUUGUUAUUAUAUUACAUAGGUCAUUUUAAUUAUUACGCAACUUUACCGUGCUACAUUGAUUGAUUGAAUUUCAAUUAUGUUGAAAACAUAGUCACAUGACUCGUCAUCUGUUCUUCUAUUUAUUGAAAUUGGUUCUCUUGUUAUGUCUAUGAAAUCAUCUGUCGUAUAUCAUCAACUCUUUUCUACGUUGUUAUGAUUAUUUAUUUAUGUAAUUUAAUGUCAUAAAUCAACAUAAUGAAAUUAAGAGCCCACAUGUUAGGGUUAGGCGCACGAGGCCUUUAUUUCUUGAACAAUUUAAUGUCCCUUAUAUGCGGAUCAAGGUAAGCUCAUUCUUUUUAUUUUUGGUUUUAAAAAUUGUGUUAUUUUCUCCCUAAAAGGGUUCAGAAAGUUUUGAAAGGAAAUUAAUCAUGAAAAACAAUGUUAUGUUCCAAAUCAAGUUGAAGCAAUUUUUUAUUGUCAAAUGAAAUAUGCUACCUAAGAUAUUUUUAACAAUUUAGGAUAGGUUAAUACUGGUACAUAAUUGAAAGAUUAUACACAUUGUAUAGGUUUUUCCAACUGUAUAAUAUUGUUAAAUUGAGAUUCUAAGAGAAAAAUCUCUUGUUUGCAUACAGUAAAUACUAGUUCAAAAUAUACAUAUAUUGUGAAUUACUUGUAAGAUAUUUGUACUUUAACAAAUACAUGCCAACUGAAAUUGUCCCUUAAUAUAAGCUGUAUUAUUUUUUCACUCUUCAUGUUUUGAAAUCUGCAUUGCUAACGGGAUUAUCCGAACAUGGUCGUAUUUUUAUUGAUCAUUAAAUGUUAAAUUUUACGAACACAGCUAGACAUGAUAAUGUCAUAAAUUAGGUUGACUUUUAUCCUUGCAAGAUUUCUUGAAUUGUGAAUGUUUAAAUGUGUACAAAUUAUGGUAAAUGUCAUUUUAUUCAACUUGUUUGAAGUAAUUGUUUUGUGUAAAGUGGUGCAAUAUAUUCAAAACGGUUACCGUGACAACCUGAAUGCAAAAGUUAGACAUUUGUUCACUUUACUUUUUAGGGUCAGACAUAAAAAAAAAUAUUUUGUGUGAAAUGUGAAAUUAUUAUAUCAUUAAAAUUUUGAAUUAGAGCUUUAUUGUUAAUGACUAUUUUAAAGUGUCACAGAAAUUAAUGUAUUUUGCUAAGAAGUGAUAGUAAAGCUGCUGAAAAAUGAAUUAACUAAGUUAAGGCUUGAAAUUACAAAAGAUGAGAAUAUAAAUAUGCCAGUUGCUGUUUGUUUUUUUGUUUAUAAAAAUAAGUUAAUGAAAUGACUAAGCAUCAAAACUGAAAAAUGAUUGUUAUCAAUAAGAGUGGUGGGAGUGCCUUUAAGUAAAUAAAAUAAAUUGAAGGUAUACUGAUUUACUAAAUAAACAAUCUUAUUAUAACAAAAGAUUAUAGUUGGAAAAAAGUAUCACUGAUUCAAAAAAUUGCCAUGAUUUUAGGCCUGAGGCUAAACCACCUCUGUGUACAAAUUCAUACUUGUUAAAUCAAUGAAAUGGUUAACUAGUCACAUAGUAGCCCUUCACAAAUAAAUACAUGUUGGGUGGUCUUAUUUGGAUCUUAGUAAAGAUGAAGCUAAUCAGAUUUCAUGAUAUAAAUGACUGACCUAUAGGUUGAAUGGAUUUAAAGAUUAUGACCAUAAUACUAACGAGUUGAAUAUCGAUUACCUCUCAUAGACUUGGUUUGAAUAUUAUUGCAUGUGUUAAAUAACGUAGGUUAUUCUGAAGCGCUUAAUCCAGAGAAGCCGCAUUUCUAUCAUCAGUACAGUGCAAUUGGAAAAAAUGGGUAUUAAAACUUAUGGAAUUUAUUUCCAGAAUGGUGAAGAGUCUCCUCUUUUCUGCACAGGAAUUUUUUUUUGUUCACUGAAUAUUUGUACUCUGUGACAUUAUCAUAUUUCAAAUACUUCUGAGCUGUUGUAGACAUGAUAAUAUUACUAGCACUCGCAUAGUGGUAUCAAAAUAACAUGUUUGUUUAAAAAAUAUCAUAUAUUUUAUGCACAAUUUAUACUAUAUCUCGUAAUAAUUGUAUUCGUUUUUCGAUAAUAUCUUUUUAUGCCCCCACAAAGUGGCGGCAUAUAGGGUUGCCCUUGUCCGUACGUACGUCUGUCUGUCUGUACGUACGUACGUACGUACGUCCCGAAGAUUGUUUCCGAUCUAAUUCUUGAAAACCGUUUGUCCAAUCCUCACCAAACUUUAAACACAUGUUUGUGACCAUAAUAUCUUGAUCAAGUUCGAUAGUCAUGGAAAUCGCUUUAGUCAUUUAGGAGUUACGGCCCUUUUUUGCCAAAAAUACUUCAAAAAUAUAUGUUUCCAAUCUAAUUCUUGAAAAGUAUGUGUCCAAUCCUCACCAAACUUUACAUACAUGAUUGUGACCAUAAUAUCUUGAUCAAGUUCGAUAGCCAUGGAAAUCGCUUUUGUCAUUUAGGAGUUACGGCCCUUUAUUUGCAAAAAAAGACUUGAAAAAUACGUCCCGAAGAUUGUUUCCGAUCUAAUUCUUGAAAACUGUUUGUCCAAUCCUCACCAAACUUUUAACACAUGUUUGUGACCACAAUAUCUUGAUCAAGUUUGAUAGCCAUGGAAAUCGCUUUAAUCAUUUAUCCUGAAUAAUCAUUAUGGCUUAUUUUCUGUGACAAAAAAUCGAAGUGGGGGCAUCCGUGUCCUAUGGACACAUUUCUAGUUUAUUUCAAGUUUACAGUUAACCAAGAUCACAGAAUAUUUUUAACUACAUAGCCUGUCCCCAUAAUUUCAUUAUUAUGCCUGAUAGAUGUAUAUCAAAAUAGGGGUUUGUCUGUCACGCCACCUUGCGUCCUUGAAAAAUCUAGUGCCGCAAUAACCUUCUAAAGUAUAGCACCUUAACCUGCACAUGUUAAACUGGGAAAUUAUGCAUGCCCAAAUUGUGCAACAUUUUCCUCAGUCUUACAAGAGUAAUAGCCCUUGACUUAAUAAUAAGUGUUCUAAAAAUAGCAUUCCUGUGUACAGGGGCAGUGUCUGGGGGUGCUUAUCACUUCUGUGAUAAAUCAAGUUGUCAAUGAUCAUUCGAGCAUAUACAAUAUCCCUUAAAGGAGAAUUAAGUAUUGAUGAUAAUUAUCGGAAAAUAUUUUGACACAAUGGAUUGUUCCCUAUGGUAUGUAAAUGUAUGAAGUACCUCUGAUGAAAUCAGACUUAUAUACUUCUAUAUCUGUAAUAUUUGUCACAACAGCUGUUGCUUAAAAUGCAUAAUGAGUUAGUUUUAUAAUUUGCAAUAUAUCGAUUCCUUUAUUCAGCAAUCGAAAUCACAACUUUAAAAUUCAUAUCAUUUAACAUCAUUAAAUUAUCUUAACCUCACAUAAUGCUGAUAUUAAGUGAAAUAGAUAUAAGACAUCUUCUGACCAUCAAACUAUACAAACUAUUUUCAAGCUUAAUAAUUGGAACCCAACAAAAAGCUUGUAUUCUAAUUCAGUUAAAUAACCUAAAUAUUCAGUUAAAUUAUUUGAACUCUAUGUUAUGCUGGUGCCGAGUCAAAUAGCCUGGGUCUUACACAAUGCUUUUGUUUAGUUAAAAUAUCACUCUAUUGGGAUAUUCACGAUAGUUAUCUUAACUCAUCAGUUAAAUUAACUGAACUCUGCAUUUUAAAUUAAUUGAACUUGUCUGUUGAAUUAUUUGAACUCAUCAGUUGAAUUAUCUGAUCUCUUUAAGUUUAAUUAUCUGAACUCUAAAUUAUAUGAACCCUCAAAUAAUCCAUCUGAACUCUUCAAUAGAAUUAUCUGAACUCUUUAAUUAAACCAUUUUAACUCCAGUUAAAUUAUCUGAACUAUUUAACUAAAUUAUCUGAACUCUUCAGUUAAAUUUUCUGAACCCUUCAGUUAAAUUAUCUGAACUCUUCAAUAGAAUUAUCUGAACUCUUCAGUUAAAUUAUCUGAACUUUUCAAUAGAAUUAUCUGAACUCUUCAGUUAAAUUAUCUGAACUCUUCAAUAGAAUUAUCUGAACCCUUCAGUUAAAUUAUCUGAACUCUUCAAUAGAAUUAUCUGAACCCUUCAGUUAAAUUAUCUAAACUCUACAAUAGAAUUAUCUGAACUCUUCAGUUAAAUUAUCUAAACUCUACAAUAGAAUUAUCUGAACCCUUCAGUUAAAUUAUCUGAACUCUACAAUAGAAUUAUCUGAACCCUUCAGUUAAAUUAUCUGAACUCUACAAUAGAAUUAUCUGAACCCUUCAGUUAAAUUAUCUGAACUCUUCAAUAGAAUCAUCUGAACCCUUCAGUUAAAUUAUCUGAACUCUUCAAUAGAAUCAUCUGAACCCUUCAGUUAAAUUAUCUGAACUCUUCAAUAGAAUCAUCUGAACUCUUCAGUUAAAUUAUCUGAACUCUUCAAUAGAAUCAUCUGAACCCUUCAGUUAAAUUAUCUGAACUCUUCAAUAGAAUUAUCUGAACCCGUCAGUUAAAUUAUCUGAACUCUUCAAUAGAAUUAUCUGAACCCGUCAGUUAAAUUAUCUGAACUCUACAAUAGAAUUAUCUGAACCCUUCAGUUAAAUUAUCUAAACUCUACAAUAGAAUUAUCUGAACUCUUCAGUUAAAUUAUCUAAACUCUACAAUAGAAUUAUCUGAACCCUUCAGUUAAAUUAUCUGAACUCUUCAAUAGAAUGAUCUGAACCCUUCAGUUAAAUUAUCUGAACUCUUCAAUAGAAUGACCUGAACCCUUCAGUUAAAUUAUCUGAACUCUACAUGAUGCUGAUAUUCAACUGUUGUGAUCAUUCAGUUUCAAGUUUUUGUAACAUAUUUGUGAUUGCUAUGUCUUGUGACUUUUAAAACCAAAGCUAAAAUAAAUCGUGUUAAAACUCC